This is a messenger RNA of Phytophthora infestans T30-4, 573 nucleotides long. RefSeq lists its product as uncharacterized. Lineage: Eukaryota; Oomycota; Peronosporomycetes; Peronosporales; Peronosporaceae. The record is from RefSeq and is a predicted model, not a curated record. Gene Ontology annotation, molecular function: N-acetyltransferase activity. The coding region runs from base 1 to 573 and encodes 190 amino acids. The transcript has a single exon.
AUGGAAACGCAGAUCCGUCGUGCCGUACGUGGCGACGUCCACGAAAUCGCUGCUAUGAUCCAAGAGCUGGCGAAUUUCGAGAAGGAGUCGGACUCGAACAAAGCCACACCGGAAAAAAUUCUGGAGACCGUCAACUUCGCGGACGACGCUCCACCCGAACGCAUUUCCGGUUUCCCAUUGAUGGGUGCUCCGAGUCGCAAAGUGGCUCACUGCUUUGUGCUUACAGUCGGUGAGCAGGUCGCUGGUAUGGCGUUGUUUUUCUACAGCUACAGCACGUGGCUGGCGUCACCUGGCGUGUACCUUGAAGAUCUGUACGUACGCCCGGAAUUCCGCCGUCGAGGGCUAGCAACGCUCUUGUUCGGUGCGUUGGCUGAAGAAACUCAACGUAUCAGCGAAGGGGAAGGGCGACUCGAGUGGUCGUGUCUGCGCUGGAACGAAGGAGCACUCAAGUUCUACGAGCGUAUUGGAGGCACACGCAUGGAAGAGUGGGUUAGCAUUCGAGUUGCGGGCGGUGAUAUACUGGAGCAUCUCAAGAAACUUGCGGACGAAGUUCGCGCUAAGAACAGCAAGUAA